Molecule: messenger RNA, 2490 nt
Organism: Cololabis saira (Pacific saury)
Lineage: Eukaryota; Metazoa; Chordata; Actinopteri; Beloniformes; Belonidae
Product: mucin-5AC-like
Exons: 11
Coding region: 24-2231 (735 amino acids)
Source: RefSeq, a predicted model, not a curated record
GUAGAGACGCUCGGGCAUCCAUCAUGUGGCUCCCCGUGCUGCUCCUGCUGCUGCUCAACGGCACUCGGGCAACUCACCUGUACGGGACGGUGAUGACCUACUACCCCCAGGAGACUCACGCAAACGGAUCCCUAACGGUGAUCUCUCGCUAUAAGCUGAGUUCACACUCGUGCUCCAAUCCUGCGUGGGUUUGCAGUGGAAACUGUGGGACUGAAACCCUCGUUGAGAACCUCUUUGAGUAUGAGACGAGUGAAAACUGGUGCCAGCUCGAGGGCAUCAUCACCAACCUGGUUCCCACAAACGCCCCAUUUACACAAACGUUGAGCACUGGCAACUGGAUAAGUAGCCUUGUAAACAACAUCCAACUCUUGCGAGCCGAGACCGAGGUUGAACUGAGGAACCGGUCCGACACCGGCAAAGCCAACUCCUCCCCACAGACCACCAUCAUGCCGGCCAUCCGAGUUCCUUCAAACUGUCAGAGAGAUUUCAACCUGUUGGCGUUUGACCCGGAUGGAGACGAGGUUCGUUGCAGAUAUGGAAGCACAAGUGCAGAGUGUAACCCCUGCACCCCGGCAUCUGUCCUCAACGUCUCACCGAACUGCACCCUGUCGUUCAGCGCCACCAACAGCAGUGACGAGGGUGCGUACGCAGUCCUGCUAGUCCUGGAGGACUUUCCCAGCCAGAACAUCACGCUGACUCAAACCAACGGUUCGCAGGUGGCAAGAACGACCAGCGACGCCAUCAGCAAGAUACCCUUCCAGUUUGUUUUGAGAGUGGAACCUGCAGUGCCAUCUUGCACAGACGGAGAAUAUUUGCCCAAGUUUCUGUCUCCGACCCCAGCUAACCGAGCUCAGCUGACCGCCAGCAUCAGCCAGGAACUGGAGAUUCCCAUCAGAGCAGUGGCAACUAAUUCUGUGAUCUCCGGGCUGCUGUUCAGCGGGCCGUACAACGUCCUCCAGAAUAGUUCGGGUGGAGGGAACUUCACCCUGAGAUGGACGCCCACUGCCCGCGACAGUGGAGGAAGCCAUGCCCUCUGUUUCGUCAUCCAGGCCAAUCUCAGCAACACCCUGUACCACUCUGAGCUUCGGUGUGUGGCGGUGACCGUCGGAGACAGCUCAACGGCGACUACAACUACACAACCUACAACCACUACUACUACUGUGCCAAAUACUACCACCGCCACAAUCACCACCACUUUGGCUCCAACCACCUCCACUGUGGCUCCAUUCAACUCCACUGUAGCUCAAAACACCACCACCACUUUAGCUCCAACCGCCUCCACUUUGGCUCCAUUCAAUGCCACUGUAGCUCCAACCACCUCCACUGUGGCUCCAUUCAACUCCACUGUAGCUCAAAACACCACCACCACUUUAGCUCCAACCACCUCCACUUUGGCUACAGUUGCAACCAUCACCACUGUGGCUCCAUUCAACUCCACUGUAGCUCAAAACACCACCACCACUUUAGCUCCAACCACCUCCACUUUGGCUACAGUUGCAACCAUCACCACUGCGGCUCCAUUCAACUCCACUGUAGCUCAAAACACCACCACCACUUUAGCUCCAACCACCUCCACUUUGGCUACAGUUGCAACCAUCACCACUGCGGCUCCAUUCAACGCCACUGUAGCUCAAAACACCACCACCACUUUAGCUCCAACCACCUCCACUUUGGCUACAGUUGCAACCAUCACCACUGCGGCUCCAUUCAACGCCACUGUAGCUCAAAACACCACCACCACUUUAGCUCCAACCGCCUCCACUUUGGCUCCAUUCAACACCACUGUAGCUCCAACCACCACCACUGUGGCUCCAUUUAACGCCACUGUAGCUCCAAACACCACCACCACUUUAGCUCCAACCACCUCCACUUUGGCUCCAACCACCUCCACUUUGGCUCCAUUCAACACCACUGUAGCUCCAACCACCACCUCCACUGUGGCUCCAACUACCUCCACUGUGGCUCCAACCACCUCCACUUUGGCUCCAACUACAACCACUACGACUACGACUACAGAACCUACAACUCUAUCACCAACUACAGCUAACAACGCAACAUCAAUUGUUAUCGGCCUCAGAGCGAGGAUCUCCACCACCAUAUCCCUGGACAACAUGGAUACCAUCGUACAACUGCUAAAAGAGGAACUUGUGAGACAAGGGCUGCCAUCCGAUAUCAGUUUACGUCUUGCCAGCAACGGAGUGCUGGAAAUCUCAACGACGGCGUCUGGUUGAUGGCGAGAAUGGAGCUGAUCUCUCAACAGGAAGUCAAUGGGUCUCCCAGUCUGGGUUCAGCUGGUCUCUCUCUAAACAACACUUGUGUUCAACAGAUAUCAAUAGAAUCAUGUGUCUCUGCAAAAUUUAACUAUUUUAAUGUUCUAUCUUUUUCUUUUGUAUUUUUAAAGUGAAGUUAUUAUUUUAGCAACUCAGUGUGACUCCGCCUGUUUUCCUUCAUGUUCUGUUUGAAUGGAUAAUUAAAGUCGUUUGAAUGGUU